AUGCUGAUUCGACGAUUACCUUGGUCGGCGAUCUCUAUUGCCGCACCAUUUCCCUUCGGUUCAGGUGGUUCUAGUGGACUUCGCAUUCCCAUUCGCAAGCAACUUAACUCUUCUCCCUACUCCAUCUGCUCUAGCUCCGGCGUCAAUCUCCCUCCACCACCUGGUCACGAAACGGAUACUCGUUACUCGAAAUCUCUGAAACCGGGUCUUUACCUCGUCGGAACACCGAUCGGAAAUCUCGAAGAUAUCACUCUGAGGGCUCUUCGCGUGCUGAACUCAGCUGAUGUUAUACUUUCGGAGGACACGAGGCACUCAGGGAAGUUACUUCAUCACUAUAACAUUAAAACGCCUCUCAUGAGUUAUCACAAAUUCAACGAAUCACAAAGGGAACAGGUUGUGCUUAGGAGGUUGAAGCAGGGUGAUGUUGUGGCUCUUAUAAGUGAUGCCGGAAUGCCAGGCAUCAGUGAUCCGGGUAUGGAGUUGGCCAAAUUGUGUGUUAGUGAGAAUAUCCUGGUUGUGCCAAUACCUGGUCCCUGUGCAUUGGUGUCUGCUCUUUCUGCCUCGGGUUUACCCACCGAUGAAUUUACAUUUGUUGGUUUUCUUCCUAAACAUUCGGGGUCGAGAAGAAAAAGGCUUAUGGUAUCAGCUGAUCAAACUACUACACAAAUAUUUUACGUUCCUCCUCACAAGCUUUCUCAGUUCCUUGAUGAGAGUUCUUCAAUUUUUGGUGAUGCAAGGCAAUGUGUUAUUGCUCGGGAAAUGACCAAGUUACAUGAAGAGUUUUGGCGUGGUACUCUUGGUGAAGCCAAGGAAGUAUUUUCUACCCGUCAAGUGAAGGGAGAACUUACUAUAUUGAUUCAAGGGCAAAUAAAUUCUAAAGUUGAACCUCCAUCAGAUAUUGAGCUUGAGAGUGAACUUAGAGAACUGAUUGCGAGUGGCGAGAGUCUUUCCACGGCUGUCAAAUUGGUCACCGGCAAAACAUCUGUGAGUAGGAAAACGAUAUAUUCACUUGCAUUAAGGAAGUUUGGGAAGCAACUUGAAGUGGAAGAUGAUUCAAAUUAG
Messenger RNA from Sphenostylis stenocarpa, 1062 nucleotides. Lineage: Eukaryota; Viridiplantae; Streptophyta; Magnoliopsida; Fabales; Fabaceae. The record is from the annotation of a GenBank genome assembly.